This is a messenger RNA of Patiria miniata (bat star), 1021 nucleotides long. Its product is annotated as BTB/POZ domain-containing protein KCTD21-like. NCBI's taxonomy places the organism in Eukaryota, Metazoa, Echinodermata, Asteroidea, Valvatida, Asterinidae. The transcript has a single exon. Gene Ontology annotation, biological process: protein homooligomerization. Gene Ontology annotation, molecular function: protein binding. The coding region runs from base 206 to 874 and encodes 222 amino acids. The record is from RefSeq and is a predicted model, not a curated record.
ACGGGCGGACACACAUUUGAUGAGCAGGAACAAUUUCAAAACGGAACUGCUGCGGCGUACGAAUGUGUGAAGACCACUCGCCAUAGUUGGAACACUAAUAGACCUAUAUAGGCCUAGAAGUUGAAUUGUCUUUGUUCAGUAAUAGUGUUCGAGUAGUUCGAGCCCUACAUACGCUGGAAUUCUCUGCAGGGCUUCGAAACAGGAAAUGGAUGACAUGCAUAUGGUCGAUCUGAAUGUUGGCGGCUGCCUGUACACCACGUCGCGGUCGAAUCUGACUCGCUACCCGGACUCCAUGCUGGCUGCCAUGUUCAGCAGUGAACUCGACCCGUCUGUUCGUAACGCCAACGGGGCCUAUGUCAUCGACGGAGACGGGCCCAUCUUCCGUCAUGUCCUCAACUUCCUCCGACGGGGAAAGCUCAACCUUCCGGAGGACUUCAAGGAAUGGGACCUGCUGACCUCAGAGGCCGACUUCUACCAGGUUGGAGAUUUGACAGAUGCGGUGAUGGCGGAAAAGAUGCGGCGGGUCACACCAGAGGACUCCUCGAAAAGUCCAAAAUUCGAAUUCGUAGAGAUAAAUUUAAAAAAAACGACGAUGGGCAUUGUGUACAUAGGAAGCAUGGAAACCCUGGCAAACCUGCCCGUUAUUGUGGCGUUUUUCAAAACCGACCCAUAUUCCAAUGGAGAUGUUCUGGAUGUCGUCAAGCAACAGGGCAUGAUCCAGCACUUCAGCAGUUCGUAUCUAUAUUCUGAAGAGCCUAUUGGAGAUAAACGCAUGAUUGUUUUUCGGGAGAUAGCGGAGCACGGCUUUGAACUGAAGGCGGUACUCUAUGAUUCUUAUGGGAAUAAAGAAUGGACUUUUGCUCGGAAGGUCUAGAUUAACGUGAUGGAUAUCAACGGCUCAAGCUGUCGUCCCCCAAAACGACGAUAACAAUUAAUGUUCUUCCACAAACCCCUGACUUGCACUCCUUCGCAGAACCAUACGGACAAACCUUAUAUAAUCCUUACACAGCUGGAGGUGACA